AUGAAGCUCUUGAAAUAUAGCAUGUGGCUGGCAAGUCUUGCCGUGGCUAAUGCCAAGCGGCCUAAUAUCCUUUUCAUCUUAACUGAUGACCAGGGCAAAUACGUUGGAGGCAUUGAAGAUAUGCCUAAUCUACAGUCUCAACUGGUCCAAAAAGGUGCAACCUAUCCCAAGCACUACUGGUGGAACGAUAAUUACCUGCCCCUAUGGAUGCAGGACGCCGGCUACGACACCUACUACGUUGGAAAACUAUGGAACUCCAUCACGGAAGAUAACUAUAACGAUCCCCCUGUGCGUGGCUUCAAUGGCUCGGAGAUCAUGCUCGACCCAUACACAUACCGGUACUACGAAUCAGUGUUCACUCGCAACAACGGUGCGCCCGAGAGCUAUGCAGGCAAUUACUCCACCGACGUGAUUGCUUCCAAGGCUGCCGGCUUCCUUGAUGAUGCUCUGAAAGGAGACCGACCUUGGAUGUUAACUGUUGCGCCAAAUGCCCCGCAUGCCAACGGGUCUUUCGACCCAUCAACUGGAGCUACUUGGUUCGGUGAACCGGAGUCUGCGCCACGCCACGCGAAGCUGUUCCCAGAAGCGCAGGCGCCUAGAGAUAACAGCUUCAACACCUUGGUCAAGGGAGCCGUUAGCUGGCAUGAGAACGUACCCGAAUUGAAUAAGACCGAGGUUGACUAUAUUGACUACUUCUACCGCUGCCGUCUACGUGCUUUGCAGGCUGUGGAUGAUCUGAUCGGGGAGUUGGUUGAUAAGCUCGAGAAAGCGGGAGAGCUGGACAACACGUAUGUCAUCUUUUCCACAGACAACGGCUACCAUCUUGGCCAGCACCGUCUGCAGCCAGGAAAGAAUUGUGGCUUUGAAACCGACAUCAACGUGCCUUUGAUUAUCCGUGGCCCCGGGGUGCCUCAGAACAAGACAUUGGAUGUGAUUACAAGCCAUACCGAUCUAGCUCCAACUUUCUUGUCUAUCGCUAAUAGCACAACGAGUGGCCUGGACGGACAGAUUCUUCCGGAACUGACGGCGGCUACUACCUCGAGUAACAAAUCCGAGCACGUUGCUAUUGAGUACUGGGGACUGGCUGUUCCAGAGGGCAUCUACGGCUACAACAAACUCAGGACGGGCCCUGGAAACAGCUACGAAAACAACACGUACAAGGGCAUUCGUUUGAUUGCCGAUGACUACAGUAUCUACUACUCUGUCUGGUGCACAAACGAGAAAGAGUUCUAUAACCUCAAGGAUGAUCCUCAUCAGACCGUCAACUUAGCUGCCAACCCCAACCAGCAUGCAAACUACAAGGUUGCAAACCGGGAAUUGCCACAGAUCAUCAAUCGCUUGGACGCUCUGAUGCUAGUCCUAAAGCGUUGCUCUGGUGAUCAAUGCCGUGACCCAUGGGGUCAACUUCACCCUAAGGGGUAUGUCAAGAACCUUGCCGAUGCUCUGGAUCCAGGAUUCGAUGAGUUCUAUGAGAAACAGCCCAAGGUGUCAUUCUCUUCAUGUGAAACAUACUACACAAUCGACGCCGAGGGGCCUCAGAAGUUCGAUGUGUAUGGAGGAGGGACAGAGAAGAAGUGGUUUGACUUUUGGGCAUAA
Messenger RNA from Penicillium chermesinum, 1596 nucleotides. RefSeq names its product sulfatase family protein. NCBI's taxonomy places the organism in Eukaryota, Fungi, Ascomycota, Eurotiomycetes, Eurotiales, Aspergillaceae. The record is from RefSeq and is a predicted model, not a curated record. The transcript has 7 exons. Bases 1 to 1596 code for a protein of 531 amino acids. Gene Ontology annotation, molecular function: arylsulfatase activity; glycosaminoglycan binding; N-acetylglucosamine-6-sulfatase activity. Gene Ontology annotation, biological process: phenol-containing compound metabolic process.